AUGACCCGUCCUGAUAUCUUCUAUGAGCCGCCUAAGGGCGAGAAGUCAGGUCUCCCCCAUGACCCUUUUAAAAGCUUCGUUAUUCCUCGACCAAUUGGUUGGAUCAGCACCACAAGUUCAACUGGUCAGGAUAACCUUGCACCCUUUAGCCAAUUCACCAAUGUCUCGUUUGACCCCCCAACCAUCAUGUUUGUGGGACACCAAUCUGUCUAUAAACGUGAAAGCAAGGAUUCGGUUGUCAAUGCGCGACAAACUGGAGAGUUUGUCUGGAAUAUGGCGACGUUUGAUACUAGAGAGGCAAUGAACGCCUCAGCCCUAGAGUCUUGGAAUGAUGAAUUCCCCAUCGCAGGGGUGACAAAGGCGCCAAGUCGCGUUGUCAAGCCUCCUCGAGUGGCUGAAUCCCCAGUUCAACUGGAGUGUAAAGUUCAUUCCAUUGUCAGAAUUCAGGGAGAUUCUCUCGUGGGGCAUUCUGAUAUCGUGAUUGGCCGAGUCGUCGCCAUCCAUGUGAAAGGAGAAUAUAUUACACCCGAUGGGCUAUUUGAUGUUCUGAAAGCGGCUCCUCUUGCCCGACUCGGCUACCACCAGUACACUGCCAUCCGCGAAGUUUUCGAUAUGAAAAUGCCCUUUAUGUACAAUGACACUGUUAGUGGAAACACACUUGGUGGUGAGAAGGGAGCUUCGGAUGCCGAGUUAUAUGCCACCAAGGAUAAUAGGCCUCUGGAAGAGAAGCAGCAGGAGGAAUUGGAACGUAUGCAAGGGACUGUCACUAAGCGUAAUUGA
This is a messenger RNA of Trichoderma virens Gv29-8, 780 nucleotides long. RefSeq lists its product as uncharacterized. Gene Ontology annotation, molecular function: FMN binding. The transcript is spliced from 3 exons. Bases 1 to 780 code for a protein of 259 amino acids. The record is from RefSeq and is a predicted model, not a curated record. Lineage: Eukaryota; Fungi; Ascomycota; Sordariomycetes; Hypocreales; Hypocreaceae.